This is a messenger RNA of Prosopis cineraria, 1210 nucleotides long. RefSeq lists its product as uncharacterized. The transcript is spliced from 7 exons. The record is from RefSeq and is a predicted model, not a curated record. Gene Ontology annotation, cellular component: membrane. Bases 354 to 1091 code for a protein of 245 amino acids. NCBI's taxonomy places the organism in Eukaryota, Viridiplantae, Streptophyta, Magnoliopsida, Fabales, Fabaceae. Gene Ontology annotation, molecular function: zinc ion binding; ubiquitin-protein transferase activity. Gene Ontology annotation, biological process: protein ubiquitination.
UUUAUUUUUUGGCGCUUGGUGGUUAACUGCUUCGCGCUCUAGCUCUUGCUUCAUUCCCAUUUUCCAGUGCAGAGAUUUCCCAAAAUUGGAAUCCAGCAAGAAAGAUCCAAUCUUCAUAACAAGUUUGUGGAGAAAGUUACAAGCUUUCCUCACUUGACUAAAGGAAAAUGCGAGCUUCUUUGUGUAAAAUUCUCGCCUCUUCUUUUGUUGUUCGUUUCAUCUAGGUCUGUGUCAUACUCCUUGUGCUCCUUCGACCUUUUUCCUUUUUGUCCUGAACAGCUUAUCCAAGAGGUUUAACAAGUUUUCUGGGAACAUAUGCUUAAGUUGGAUCUAAGGGAGAGAAAAUUUUGACUAUGGGGGAUCACUUCGUCUUGCUUGUAGAUAGGUUGAUUACUGAGUCCACACUAGAAGCUGCUCUGGAAAGCCAAAAACGGUCAAUGGAGGUGGCAUCCUCUGCUGUGAAAGAUACAGAGGUUGACGUCUCUGUAGUGAAUAUGGAUAUUAGAGACAUGAGAUCUCAGGGGAAAUUGGUACAGUGCAGGAUAUGCCAUGACGAGGAUGAAUUCUCCACAAUGGAGACACCUUGUUUGUGUUCUGGUAGUUUGAAGCAAUUUAAACCCGGUUACACUGCUCCCCCUCCACUGUUUCGAUUAGCGCGUCUUCGAAUGAAUUUCAGCAGGAGAAAGUGGGAAACAUCAAGAAGAGACUUGCAAUUGCAUAAUGCUACUCAAAUUGUUCGUGUUGUCUCGCCUGACCAGAAUCUUGCCGAUUUUACCUGUGAGCAGUGUUCAGCAUCUGCUAUCUUUUGUUCAAUUUCAAUCUUUAUCUUGAUUAUACUGAUACUGAAACAUGCUCUCUCGCUACUUGAAAUGAUUGGAAGUGUGGAAUAUUCCUUGCCAAUCUAUAUGUUAUUGCUUGCACGGAUUCUGGGUGUGACUUUGUCUAUUUAUGUCAUGCGGAGAACUGUGAACUUUGUGCAGCAGCAGCGGCAACAACGACUAGUGGAACCUCGUACUGCAUCUGGUAGUCAAUACAGCAACCAGAAUGACCAACAGGCUUUGCAACGUCAGCCACAAGUUGCUCCUGUAUAGUUCUUUUAUUUUUUUGCCCCAGAAAUAAAGCACAGUGUUUGUAGCAGAUGCAGUAAAUGUUAAUCUGUUUUUGAGAUUCAAUUCAGAUAGAUCAGUUUCCCAAUUACUGGGAGAGAGAA